Messenger RNA from Cynocephalus volans (Philippine flying lemur), 3540 nucleotides. RefSeq names its product KIAA2012 ortholog. Lineage: Eukaryota; Metazoa; Chordata; Mammalia; Dermoptera; Cynocephalidae. The record is from RefSeq and is a predicted model, not a curated record.
AUGUUCAUGCUCUCUCUCCUGAGCCGGGGACAUGGGAAGUUGGUCCAGGACAAACAGAAGUUAGAAGUCUAUUUUGAACCAGAGGAUUACUUGAACUGGAAGUCCCCAGAAGACUAUGUCCUGGUCAGCAAGUCUCAGGAUGAAAACAAUGCCAACCAGCAUUCCUGGAGCCUCCUUCUUCCUAAAACUUUCAGCACUAGAAGGGGUGCCCUCAUCCUCUACUCAGAAGGUUUAGCCAUAUCAGCAUGGACACCUGAAGAAAGGAGAAAAGGAACCCACUGCCCCAGAGAUCACAGGAAGAGGCUGGAUCUUGAACUGCAUACACUUCAAGACCUCAAAGAAGCCAUCCUGGCAUAUGGAAGGAAACAGGGACAACAGAACAGAGCCUGGCAACCAUACCUCUACUUCCGAGGCCAGCAGGAGAGCCAGGCCCAAUGGCAGAUCCAGCCUGGGUAUUCAGCCAGGAGAUACCUCCGAGGCCUCCUGUGGACACGGCCCCCUGACACGUACAGGCUCCAUUGUGCAGGAUACAUCAAGGGUAUCCUGCUCCAGGACAGUCAACUUAAUGUGCCAAAGAAUCUCAGGCCACAACAGGAUCUUUCAGGUUUACCCCCAAAAUACCAUCUCCUGCCUGUCUUCCCUCCGUUUUGGAUUCAACAAGGAAAAUCUUUUGAACAAGGUCAACAGGGUUUGGAUGAAUGGGAAUCUGGGGCUGGGGGCUACGUGGACCAGGGCUCUGUAGCCAAGAACCAUGGAAGUCAGGGGACUCACUUGCCACCACUCGGGAAGCAGCACUGGCAGGAAGAUGAAACCCAUGCAGAGGACACGUCAGUAGGGGAUCAUGUUCGUACGUAUGCUUCAAAGAAAGGCCACAAUGAGAAGACACAGCAGACCUCCAAGAAGGCCUCUGAGCAUGGCUGCAUCGACCAUUCUUGGCUCCUGAGUGACAAAUCCCACAUUACAUUCUAUGGAGGUGCCUUCCCCAAUAGGAAGGCAGAUCUCAGCGACAAACGAGGGAAUAUGAAAUCCCACAAGGCCAGAUGCAGCCACUUGUUACAGGAACCAUCUGCUGAAAGAUGCCUUUUCCCUCCUGUAGGACCUGCCACUGGCUUGGAAAAACACACCACUGGGGAGGCAAAGAAGAAAAAGGCACCGAAGGCUUUGAAAUUACCUCCUAUCUCUGAAGAACCACCCAGAGACCUGGACCCCCCGAACAGCCAAUUUAAGGCCACCGAACCCCCAACAGAGCUCUUCAUCUUCCCAAUGGAGCUUCAUUUCCACACCCAACUCCCACCAAAAGAAAAAGCCCAAAGAAGAAGAGGUGCGCCAUACCCUGAGUCAGAACCAGCAACAGAAGAGGCUACGCCUUCAUGGAGGCCUCCCCCAAAACACGUGUCCUUAGAAAGACCAAGGGGGUUAACGGUGUAUCUCCCAGUGGACACGGGCAGGGACACACUCUCACCUCAAGAUGGUGCUGCCCCUCCCCAGAAUGUGGUCCCACCACGGGGUCUUCCACCCCUAAUUAAAGGAAGAAAAAGUCCAGAGAGCCAGAGGAGCUUGGACAGCCCCAGGACAUCAGGCCGCAGCAGCCCUGCAGGUCCCGUGAAUGUGAGACCGCCCAGGAGGGCACUGCCAGCAGGACAAGAGGAUUCCAGAGACCUCACACCAGGACACAUCUUGCUGGGUCCACGUGGAGAAAAAGUCAGCCUGUCCCUCCCAGGGCCUACACAAACUGAGGAGCUUCCAUACAGUGAAGCCUAUGAAUCUGUCAAUUCAAAUAUCAGCCAUGAAGAGAAGGGGGCUAGUAUUCAGCAUCUCCUAAAAGCAAACACUGAGUCCAGAACCACUCUUCGCAUGAGUCUUUAUGAAACCUCACCUUUGACCCAAACAACAGAGAAGCAGGGAGCCCAGCAGUCCUUGGAGGCAGCAGCUCAGAAGACAGGAGAGCCUCAAAGUUGUAUAAAUAAAGAGCCGAUAUGUUCAAACAGAAAAGAAUUUUACACACGCAAGCUGCACAUCGACAUGAUGCCGUUCCUGAAGGAAAAUGGAGAUGAACUGGACUAUCUUGAAGAACCAGGGCCACCCCUCAGAGGAAAUCAAGACAGCCAAGACCCAGAACCAAGGAGUGUGACCCUUGACCAUGUCAAUGCUUCCCUUGCUGAGCACACCCAGAUCCCCGAGGCAGAUACUGUGCAAGAGGUGGACAGACAUUAUGAUGUAAACCAUCUGCACAGAGGACUUCCAGGACAUGGGCUUGAGUCACCAGAGAGGAUGGGUGCUGUGGAUACAUCUCUUCUUCCAAGAGAAAGAGAAGGGAAGACUGAACCAAGACUGUCUAACCAGCAGACACCAGCCACCAUCAGUCAUGAGAGGGAGUUGACUGACAAAGCCAAGAGAAAGAAAAGAACAGAGACAAACAAGACCAAAGCACCCAAAAGGGAGAGAGAAGGAAAGGUCUAUGGGGAAGCAGGAGCUGCUGUUGGAAAGGCAAAGGACUCAAAAGCUGAAAAAAAAUUAGAAAAAAAACCAAGAGCUAAAGGGAAAAGGACACAGAAAGAAAGGAAUCUGGAGAUAGCAGCAGAGCUGAACGGGCCUGAUGUCAUUAACUCUAAGGAAACAGAAGACAUAUCAGAUAGAGGUUUCUUCCCUUCAGACUCUAUUGUAAAUGAUCCUUGGCUUUCUCUUAAACAUGGUGCUCAGGAGAGCCAAGUUUCUAUAGAUGGAAGAUCAUCACCCCCUCAAGCUCUAACUGUCACCGACAACAUGCAAUCUGAAGACGAGAGAAGCCAUGAUGACCCUUCCAAGGCCCUCCUCGCUAAGAGGGAGGAGGAGAAGGCUUCUCGAGACUGGCUGCGAACAGAGAGGGCCGAGAUGAGGUGGAUGGAGGUGGAGAGGAGGAGAAGAGAGCAGGAGGAACAGAGGUGGCUCCAGCAGGAGCAGCUGGAAAGAGCAAAGAAGAUGAAGGAAGAGCUGGAGCUGGAGCAGCAGAGACGUGCAGAGGAGAUCCGCGUGAGGAAACAGAGACUCGAAGAAGAACGGCAGCAGCACGAGGAGGAGGAGAAAAAGCAGCAGCUCCAGUUGCAAGCAGCCCAGGAGAGAGCCCGGCAGCAGCAACAGGAGUUCCGGAGGAAACUGCAAGAACUGCAGAGAAAAAAGCAGCAGGAAGAAGCCAAGAGGGCUGAGGCAGAAAAGCAAAGGCAGAAGGAAUUGGAAAUGCAGUUAGCAGAAGAACAAAAACGCCUGAUGGAAAUGGCUGAAGAGGAACGAAUAGAGUACCAGCUGCGGAAACAGGAAGCAGAAGAAAAGGCUCGAUUGGAGGCAGAAGAGAGGAGGCAAAAGGAAGAGGAAGCAGUAAGGCUGGCUCUGGAGGAAGCCAUGAAACAAGUCCAGGAACGAGCCAGGCAAAAAGCUGCUUUGGAGAAACAUCUUCAUUUCCAUCAACAACUCCAUAAGGAAGCCAGUGGUAUGCAGUGGACACAGAAUAUUUCCAGACCAUGGAUUUACUCUUAUUUCCAGUUCCUACCAACACCCAGGCCUUAA